AUGGCGGCCGAAAAAGACGUCCACGAUGGCGUCUCAACGCCCGAGACCACCCAUGUCAACACGGAUCCUCGCUCUGGCGGUAUUCCGCCUGUCACCGGCAAGGCUGAGACUGCCUAUGGAGAAGGUACCCUAAGCCACGGAGCUGCCAUCCGUGACGACAACUUUUACACGCGAAAUGGUCUCAACUGGGAGUCUUUCAAGCCGCGUGACUACGGACGUGGCAUCGUUGAGCUCGACCGUACUAUGAAAACCCGCCAUCUGCACAUGAUUGCCAUUGGUGGUUCUAUCGGUGCCGGUUUCUUCGUCGGUUCGGGAGGUGCCCUCAGCACCGGUGUGAGUACUUACUUGUCUCAUGGACCCGGAUCUGUCUUCAUCGAUUUCUCGAUUAUCGGUGUUAUGAUGUUCAACGUCGUCUAUGCUCUUGGUGAACUCGCUGUCAUGUACCCUGUCUCUGGUGGUUUCUAUAUCUACUCGUCUCGUUUCAUUGAUCCUUCCUGGGGUUUUGCCAUGGGUUGGAACUACGUUUUCCAGUGGGCUAUCGUGUUACCUCUCGAAUUAACUGUAUGCGGCAUGACAAUCAGUUAUUGGGAAGGUGCUAGAGAUGUUAGUUUAGCGGUUUGGAUCACCGUUUUCUGGGUCGCCAUCAUCUUCAUCAACGUCUUUGGAACCCUGGGAUAUGCUGAGGAAGAGUUCUGGUCCUCUCUUCUCAAGCUUUCCGCUAUUGUCAUCUUCAUGAUCGUCGCUUUUAUCCUGGUUCUCGGAGGAGGUCCUUCCCACGGUCGCUACAAUGAAUACUGGGGAGCCCGAUACUGGUACGAACCCGGUGCCUUCCAGAACGGCUUCAAGGGAUUCUGCUCCGUCUUUGUCACUGCUGCGUUCUCCUUCGCUGGCACUGAGCUCGUCGGUCUGGCUGCUGCCGAGUCUAAGAACCCCCUGAAGUCUCUGCCCGGUGCUAUCAAGCAGGUCUUUUGGCGUAUCACGCUCUUCUACAUCCUUGGCCUCUUCUUUGUCGGUCUCCUCGUCCCUGCCGAUGACGAAACCCUCCUUGGCGCUGAGAACUCUUACCGCGAUGGUGCCUCGCCCUUUGUCAUUGCAGCUAAGCACGCAGGUCUUUACGGAUACGACCACUUCAUGAACGCCAUCAUUCUGGUCUCUGUUCUUUCCCUAGGUGUCUCUUGCGUCUACGGUGGCUCUCGUACCCUUACCGCUCUCGCGCAACAGGGCUAUGCUCCCAAGAUCUUCACCUACGUCGAUAAGGGUGGACGUCCCCUUCCCUCCGUCAUCGUCCAUCUGCUCUGCGGUGCUCUCGGAUUCAUGAACCUGUCCACUGACGGAGAGACCGUCUUCAACUGGCUUCUUAACAUGUCUGCCCUGGCUGCCCUCUUCACUUGGGGAUCCAUCUGCUUGGCCCACAUCCGCUUCCGCAAGGCUUGGGCUUACCACGGCCACACCGUCGACGAGAUUCCCUUCAAGGCUGCCCUUGGUGUUACUGGAUCCUGGAUCGGCCUUGGUCUUUGCAUCCUUGUUUUCAUUGCACAGACCUUCGUCGCGAUCGCCCCUGCCAAGAACGAUGACAAGCUCAACGAUGCCGAGGGCUUUUUCGAAGCCAUGCUGACUGUACCCGUCGUCAUUCUCUUCUGGGUCAUUGGAUUCAUCUGGAAACGCACUGGCUGGCUUCGCACUCACCAGAUGGACGUUGAUACCGGCCGUCGUGAACUUGACUGGGAGGAGAUCAACCGCUACAAGGCCGAGGUUGCAUCCUGGCCUACCUGGAAGCGCACGCUGAACAGAUUCUUUUAA
Colletotrichum truncatum is the source of this 1800-nucleotide messenger RNA. Lineage: Eukaryota; Fungi; Ascomycota; Sordariomycetes; Glomerellales; Glomerellaceae. The record is from RefSeq and is a predicted model, not a curated record.